Molecule: messenger RNA, 886 nt
Organism: Fomitopsis serialis
Lineage: Eukaryota; Fungi; Basidiomycota; Agaricomycetes; Polyporales; Fomitopsidaceae
Product: succinate dehydrogenase cytochrome b560 subunit
Exons: 5
Coding region: 172-696 (174 amino acids)
Biological process (GO): tricarboxylic acid cycle; mitochondrial electron transport, succinate to ubiquinone
Cellular component (GO): membrane
Molecular function (GO): electron transfer activity; succinate dehydrogenase activity
Source: RefSeq, a predicted model, not a curated record
UGUGGGUUGAAGUAAAGUAGAGAUCACCGGCGUUUACUCAAGUACGCGACAGCUGUGUGACCGGGGACGCGUUCGGCACGUGAAUUUCGUCACAUCACGGUCCCUACGGCCGACGACUCCGCCGCGGUGACCGUGCUUGCCUACAAAGUCCACUAUCCUCUCACUACCACCAUGUCGUCUGCCAGAGUGUUAGGUCUGGGUUCCGCGCUUAGGCAGGCUGCUCUCAAGCCGAGGGCCAAUGCCUUCCGGGUGGUGGUUCCCAAGCGUGGCGUCCAGACACAGUCUCUUCCCCCCUCGGCCAUGAAUGAAAUCCUCAACACGCAACGCCUGAAGCGUCCCUCUAGCCCCCACUUCACCAUCUACCAGCCUCAACUGACUUGGCUCGGCUCGAUUGCCAACCGUAUGACUGGUUCUGCUCUGAGCGUCCUUCUGUACGGAUAUGCCCUUGCAUACCUUGUCGCACCCGGGACGUUCGACUCCGUGCACGUCAUCGAGUUCGUCGCUGGCCUUCCCGACGCCGUCAAAUACACCGGGAAGGCUAUCUUGGCCGCGCCCUUCGCGUUCCACUCGUGGAACGGUCUGCGGCACUUGGCUUGGGACACGGGCAAAUUCCUCAGCCUCAAGGGGGCGUACCAGACUGGUUAUGCCGUGCUCGGGGCUACCGCUGUCACGACUGUCGCGCUCGUCCUCCUGUGAUGUAGCUAUAUUUGUAGACAAUGCACAAGAGGCUGUGAUCCUAGGAUUCGCAUUCACAGGCUGUACUCGGACCUUGACGGCUCGGUGGCAAACCGCAUAAGAAGCCAAUCCCCAUUGUACUGAGGUUCACAGCUUUGACGUUUAGCGCGCUGAUAAUCACUCUUAUAUGCGAACGCUAGCUUUGUCGCUC